UUUAGAUAAGACAUAUCUCUAUAAUGAGCUAUUAUAUUAAUAGACUAACAUUGGCAACAUCACUGGGCUCCCCCAGAUUCGCCGACGACCCGCAGUGACUGGAAAACAUUGAGCGAGAUGAAUGAACUUUCCCCCGCCUCCCUCUUCUCCGCAUGUUGUACAGAACACAGUCUGCUCUCCAAACAGUGACAGUGAAGGAGAGCAAGGGAAACUUUGAAAACGUUUGUGUGUGUAAUGUUUACUGUUAAUUACUGAUAGCUUAUUUAACUUUUGUUGAAUGUUUUUCACGUUUUGGUAAUGUUUCCCAUGCAAAAUAAAGCAAUUGUGAAUAAGAGAGAAGGCCGUUUAAUUAACGCGGAAAGGGCACAGACCUACCCAGUUCCCACUUUAGGAAGAGGAUUAGUGGAAUAAAAACGGCUCGCAUAAAUCUCCGUAAGGAAGAAUUUACACUUUCCGAAAGGAGGGGAGAGGGAGCGAAUAGGGAACCUAAAAGGGCUGUGCAACGUCAGCAUCAACAAUCGAUACCCGGGAAUUGAAGGAGUGAAUAGAGCAGAGGACAGUCGUUGUGGAUACUGCCGCCGCUCUGUUAAAAACAUUCCAGCAGCUCAAUCAUUCCAUUAUCGCGUUGCAGUUUUGCGUAAAACCGCAUACCUUCUGACUGACACUAGCAGAUAGAGGGUUAGCUCACAGGUUGCAUACGUCUUAUUAUUGUUAUUGAACAAUACGGGAGUAGUGGGAGCAGUGAAAAGAGCAGAGAAGGAUCAUAUCUGUAGAGAAGAGGCAACACUGUAGGUUACAGUUUUCUUUGUUGAGUUCCUCUGCAAAACUAAAGGCUAAAAGAUGUCUAAACCCAAUUACACAGGAACCUUUCACAUGGUGUCUCAAGAUAACUUCGAGAACUACCUCGCAGCUUUGGAUAUUAAUUUUGCCCUGCGGAAGAUAGUGUGUAUGUUGAAGCCCACUAAACAGAUAGUCCACGACCCGGCCACGGGCAGUAUGAAGAUCCGCACACUCACCACCUUUAAGGACUUUGAUAUGGAUUUCAAACUGGGUCAGGUCUUCACUGAGGACCUGGGACCUGUGGAUGGACGAGUCUGUCAGACCACAGUGGACUGGGAGGGUGAUAAGCUGGUGUGUGUUCAGAGAGGAGAGAAGGAGGGAAGAGGAUGGACACACUGGCUGGAGGGAGACAAGCUACACUUGGAGAUGAGAGUUGGAGAUGUGGUCGCCAGGCAACUCUUCAAGAAGGCAGACUGAAACCACUGGGAACGAUCCCGUUCAUCAACUCAACAUUCAUGAUUCUCAUUAGAAAAGUCUAGGACUUGGUAUAUAAGUGCAAAAGUUAUACACAUAUGAUAAUCAUUGUUUUAAAUACCAUUACUUAAUGGACAACAUGUAACAUUUAAGAUAUUUUUAAUUAGUGUGCUAUUUCACUGUGGGAAAGAUUGUCAAUGAUCAGUUUUGAAUGUUGUCAUGGUACAGUGCAGGGUGAACUGUGUAAACAUUCCCAGUGUGUUUCCUCAUAUAUCACUACGAUAGUUCACAAUGCCAUUGAAUGUUCCCUUUUGUGUUGAAUGGGGCUGUUCUGUGUCCAACUAUACCACCUGAUGCUCCACUACAAAUACAGAUGUUGCCUCUUUAUGGUACUGUUCUAACUCUUCCCUUCAAUGUGUAUUUAUGUGUACGCUGUGAUCGAACGUCAGUUCAGCGUUUUUCACGCCCAUUGGUUUAGUUAUUGGGGAAGGUGUGCUAAGGCUUGGUCUGUGCCUAAAGGGCUGCAUUUACACAGGCAGCCCAAUUCUGAUCUUUUUGUUUUACUAAUUGGUCUUUUGACCAAUCCGAUCAGCUCCGAAAAAUAUCUGAUGUUAUUGGUCAAAAGACCAAUGGAAAAAAAUAUCAGACUUGGGCAGCCUGUGUGAAAGCAGUCCACAACUGAUUUCAGUUGGCCUGCAUUUAUCUGUAAAUGCUGGCUGAUAACACUAGAGGGCAGGGUAAAGCAGUUUGUAAAGCAGUUUGAAGUAUGGUAGCUGCUGCUACUCCUAUCCUACAGGGGGCGACAAACACUUAAUUAAUCAGUGUCCACUCGGGUGUUGUCUACAUUUAGAUUCUGCACUUUGCUAAAGCGUCAACUGUUUUGACAGAAUUUUCAAUGCUGUUGUUAAAAAAUCAUUGAACAGAUGCUGUGAUGUCAAAAUGAAUAUCUAUCUAUAAACAUCUACUUCAACAA
This is a messenger RNA of Oncorhynchus gorbuscha (pink salmon), 2227 nucleotides long. Its product is annotated as retinol-binding protein 1-like. NCBI's taxonomy places the organism in Eukaryota, Metazoa, Chordata, Actinopteri, Salmoniformes, Salmonidae. The coding region runs from base 841 to 1257 and encodes 138 amino acids. The transcript is spliced from 4 exons. Gene Ontology annotation, biological process: fatty acid transport. Gene Ontology annotation, molecular function: fatty acid binding. Gene Ontology annotation, cellular component: nucleus; cytosol. The record is from RefSeq and is a predicted model, not a curated record.